This is a messenger RNA of Blepharisma stoltei, 2824 nucleotides long. NCBI's taxonomy places the organism in Eukaryota, Ciliophora, Heterotrichea, Heterotrichida, Blepharismidae. The record is from the annotation of a GenBank genome assembly.
AUGGAGUCUGCGCUAGUUUCCCUCUGCUAGCAAGCAAAUAUUUCAGAGUUUUUUUUUUAAUUUUUAAAACUUAUGCUUAAGUACAAAUUAGCCUAAUUUUAACAGAAUUAUUUAAAUAAUACAUAAUGAUCUGUAAUAUUUUUUAUAUAAUAUUAGAAGGAAUUCUCCAAAAAAAUCUAGGAUCUUUUAAUAAGUUUACCUGAGGAAGUAAGAUUGAUCCAAGAUAUGUGGCAAGUCCCAUAUAUCUGCCAAUUCGUCAAAAUUUUCCACGGGUCUCUCAACAUGGACUUAAUAACCCCAGAAGAACUUGAACAAGCCCUUCUGUCACCCCAUCAAAGUUCGCUGUGCGCUGAGCUCAUCACAAAGCUGCUUUUAAAAAAAAGCACAACAAGGCGUGAACUCCCUCAUGGCGAAGGCUAUGCUUUUGAUAAGUGGCAUGAUAUGCUAUGCAAACAAAUAACUAUUUGGCACCGCAUCUAUCAGAAAUGGGAAAAAUUAUACCAGCUCAGAUUGAUCUAUUUAAUAACUAUAAUAAAUAAACCGUUAUAGUAUUGAAUAGUAUACAAAGUUUUGAUAAAUUUAAUGCUACUAAUAGACUUGCGGUCAAACUGUUUCAAGAAUUAGGAGGAAAUCCCUUCCUUCUCCCUAAAUUGUCUUCUAAAAAAAAUGAAGAGCCUCAGCAGCUGCUUCCUCCACCUACUUCUGCCACUACAAGAGUCAGGGAAACAAGGUCACAAACCAAUUCAUUGCCACGAGCCAGAAAGCCGAGAUAUGCGGACGAAUUUUUUGAAAAUUCUUCAGAUUUUGAAGAGGAAGAAGAAAGAUAUAAACUCCCCCAUAUGAACGAACAAAACUAUUGGAAAAAUCCCUAUUUUUUGCCCAAAAACCCACCCUCUGCGAGCAAAAUAAAUUUUUUUAUGAUCAAAAUAUUUUAGAGAAAUUAUUAGAAUAACUAAUUCUGUUGAAUUUUUAAAUACAAGCAUUUGAAACAUAAUAUUGAUUCUCAAUUUUUGCGAAUUUUUUAUUUUUGAAAAAAAUUUACCUUCUCCAUGAACAAAACUUUUUGUUCGCUCAUGGAGGGGGAGUAAGCACCUUGGAGAAAUAUCAGAGCAACAAAGGGUGGUGGUCAUUUAUGGCUGUAUGCUAUUAAUUGCGCAUUUUUCUCUUCAGAUAUAAGCUCAAAACAAUUUAUUUAAAAUUUUUGAUAGAUAUUUUCUCGGCAAAACCAUUCCAUGAAAAAGUCUACCAAAUGAAAUGCUGACUAUCAAAAAUGCAGACUAAAAAUCAUGAGCCGAUCAUUUAUGUCUUUUGACUAUAAAAAUAACGAAAAUAGCAUAUAAAUAUUUUAUAAAAUAAAUAAACUGAAAAAGUAUAUUACCUGUGUGUGCUAAAACUUGAUACUGAAGAAGAGCUUCUGCAUGAAUUAAACUAUGUCCCAAUAGAACAGCAGAGAGUUCAGCCUAUUGGAAAAGAUAACUCAGGAGCUGCUUAUUUUUAUUUUAAUAAUACUGAUUGCAGGAUAUACAAACAGCAAAACGAAAAGUUUUCACUGAUUGCGAAAACUAUUGACCAGGUAAAAGAGCUGAUUUUGAGGCUUCAAGCAAAUGGAGCUUAUGAGUUCAGUAGAUUGUUGACGUCAAUGAUGGACGAUUUUACAAGAAAUGAGCAAGAAAGGACAAGAAAAAUGCUCGCAAAUAUUAAAAAAGUCCAUUCAACACCUGGUUUGUUUUUUUUAUAAAAAUUUUUUAUUAUAAAAUAAUUUCUCACAAUUAAUAAAAAUAAAUCCAACACCUGGAAGGAAAAAAUACACAGAAAAUGAAUACGAUGAUAGCGAUUUUUCACCAGUUGAAGACGACAUGCCGAGAAAACGAGGUCCCGGCAGACCCAGAAAAAUUCCUCUCCCUGAGCGAAAGCCAAAAGUAAUGCCAGAGACCUCAGGAAAUGACUUAAAGCUAGAAGGGGUUAUAAAAUAUGUAUCAACAGCCAAUGAGACCGUGCAUAGUUUUUCAGGCUUUUGGCAGGUAAAAGACAAAACUCCACAAGAAUUCAGAUACUUAAAAACACAGCCAGGAGGCCCAUCAGGUCUUUAUUCAGGAUAUUGGAGGUUUUAUGAUAUUCUUUAAAUUAUUGAAUAUUUAAUAAGAAAAUUUAUGCAGAAAAUUCAGCUAAAAUAGGCAUAAAAACAUUGAGGAAAACCUCGACCUAAAAUUUGACAAUAAAUCUGUAAAAGGAUGCGGAGAAAAUGUCUUUGGGAUGUUCCAAGUAUACGGAGAAUGGAAAAAAUCUGACGAAAAAGAAAUUCUAGGCGAGACUACAUUGGGGCAGCUCAAACUUGAAAGAAAUUAUCUGAAAUUUGAACCUUCAGAUGAAAGCAGCUGCAGUGAGGCUGAGCUAGAAGUACUUGAUGCCGUCAAGCCACCACACAGGCUGGAAUUUGAAGAAAAAGUUCACUUAGAGCAUAUGAGGAUGCCUCUUAAGUCUGUUCAAGAGCUGAAAAAGUCACUUAAAGCUCAAGAAAAGAGAGAGCUUCGGCGUGUUCCAUUUUUUAAAUCAGAUUAUCUUACACACCCCUUUAAAUUCGAAAUAAAAACUUAUCUAAUUUAAAAUUUGAUAUUUUAGAAGCAAAAGUUAAUAUAGAAUUUGUUUCAAAAAAUAUAUAAAAACUAAUUUUUAUAUAAAUUUUAUUAAUUGCUCCUUUAAAAUAGGAAAAUUUCAUUUUUUAGAGUUAUUAAAUUGGUAUAAAGUAUUUUCAAAAAUAAUUUAAAAAAUAUUUUGCAAAAUUUUAGAGAUAUUUAUUCUAAUUUAAAGGGAAGGAGUUAGUUAA